Culicoides brevitarsis is the source of this 1237-nucleotide messenger RNA. RefSeq names its product serpin B3-like. Bases 39 to 1196 code for a protein of 385 amino acids. The record is from RefSeq and is a predicted model, not a curated record. The transcript has a single exon. Lineage: Eukaryota; Metazoa; Arthropoda; Insecta; Diptera; Ceratopogonidae. Gene Ontology annotation, molecular function: serine-type endopeptidase inhibitor activity.
UUUGUAAUCCUCGUGUGUCGUCAAUUUAUCGCAAAAUCAUGGCUUUAAAUCGAUUUUCAAAGACUUCGUACCGUUUUGGGAUCGAAUUGUACGAAAAUUUCAUCUCAGAUGACGAUAACUACCCGCAAAACAUUGUUUUUUCGCCGUUUUUGGUCCAAAUUGCGUUGUCGACGAUUCUCAUGGGAGCUGUAGGCAAAACUUUUGAAGAAAUUGGAGUCGUUUUGAAAUACGGAAAGAAUUGCAAGAAAGCCCAAGUCGCUUAUCAGUUUCACGAAAUGAUGCUGCAAAUCAAAAAGGAAGGCGGCUUAAUGAUUAACAACGAAAUUUUUGUUCAACGUGGAUACAAUUUACAUGCGGCUUUUCUCAACAUCACCAAAAAUUGUUUCGAUGCUCGUGUCACCAAAAUCGAUUUCAACAACAAAGAUUCGGCUGUGGAAGAGAUCAAUAAAUAUGUCGAAAAUAACACAAAUGGCGCGAUUAAAGACGUUGUUUCGUCAGAAGACAUCAAAGAAUUUACCCGAGCACUCGCUGUGAACACAAUUUACUUCAAAGGAGCUUGGCGCAAACCGUUUGACGUAUAUUCCACUCGCAAAAUGCCUUUUUGGACAACAACAACUGAAUAUUCUGACGUGGAUAUGAUGGUCCAGCGCAACCGCUUCGCUUAUGGAACCUUGGAGAAACUCGAUGUCACAGUCAUAGAAUUGCAGUAUAAUCAAUCGGAUGUGUCAAUGAUGAUUUUUUUGCCUAACAAAAAGGACGGCUUGAAAAUUCUUGAAGAUGGCUUGAAAAAACUCGAUUUGGAUUUUGUUCGUAGUCAAAUGCAAAAAGACCACGUCGCGCUUUAUUUACCUAAAUUCAAGUUUGAGUUCACGCAAGAUUUGGAAAAAGUUCUCAAAAGCCUUGGAAUGAAAGCAGCUUUCGAGGAAGAUCUGGCAGAUUUUCGGCAUUUGAAGGAUCCGAACGACGAUGAGACUUUCUUUGUAUCGAAAAUUGUGCAUAAAGCCUUCAUUAAAGUUGACGAAGCUGGAACCGAAGCAGCUGCAGCUGUCCGUAUUAUCCUUUGUGGAGGUGGUCCUUCGCCAACUUAUCGUCCCUUUGUCGCUGAUCACCCUUUUAUGUUCAUGUUGGUAUUGAACAAUUUCAUGAUGUUUGCAGGAGUUGUUAAUGAUCCCGCAGAUUUUUUAGAAAGCGAUUAGAAAGCAUGUGAUGCUUAAGAUUUUUCUGUGAAUUAAUUAAU